AUGGACAAAGCUACACUUCUAACGGCUUCCAAAGUGGAUCUGAACGUUUCGACCCAUCCCCGGUCCGACAUCACCAGGUUGAUCGUUCCGUCACUACAAAUUGUCCUUCGCUUCCAGAGCCUUGUCGGGUCAAUCUCCAUCUUCCUUUGCCUCCAUGCCUGCAUCAUCGCGAGCAGCGCGUUCGUCGCCGUCCUUCAGGGGAGCAAGAUCCUGUCCCUAAACGUCCUCAUCGCAGCGAAAUAUAGCGCUUUUCACAGCUUCAACAUGUCUACCCAAGCCGUCGCCAGUGCAUGGAACUCCAAGAAUGUCCAGAGAUUACGAAAAAAGCUCUGGUACGAAUUCGCCGUCUUCAUUCUCGGCAGCGGGAACAUGGUCUUCCUCAUGCUCUUCUGGCCUGGUUGGUGGGUGCUCGCGGGCGCGUGCUGGGCAGGCUGGAUGCUCUUCGGUUGAAGCUUCUCCCACGCGUUUUGAGUGUCUCUAUGACCUCUCAGCCAAACUCAAAGGUGAUCCACUUGUGAUAUAUCCAACGCCCAAGGAGCCGACGCAACCCACUUCCAAACACUUAUCGAUGUUUUGUGUCAGUCGACAGCAUCAUCUCAGCGCGAGAAGAAGAACGUAUUACCACCAGCAUCCUUCCUCACCUCCUUCCCGUAGUCCUUCUCAGGGUCAAACUCCUGCCACAUACUCGCAGGAAAGAUAUGUUUGUUCUUCUCGUACCACCGCCUAUCAACAACCUUCGUAAGAGUGGGGUCUUCGUCAGCGCCCUCAAGGGUGUUAAUAUUGGGAAGCGCGUCCGCAAUAGCAGCGUUGGAGGUGGGCGUGACGAGGGGAUCACUGGGUUCGGCAUUAUCGGUCGAUUCGGGUUUUCGAGGAGGUUCCGCACUGUACUUAAAUACAGGCUCGCCAUCAGGACCGGGUGUCUUGUUCAUGGCGAAGAAGUAGAAGUCAUAAUGCUAGACGGCAAUCAGAAACUGUUAAUAACAUGCGCCAGCGAGAGAGCUUACGUGAGGUAUUAUGACUGUUCCGCGAACAAGCAUCAAAUCGUCCACUCCAACUCUAGCCCAUUCCCUCCUUGCGUUGGACUUUUCACCCACGCCCAGAUCGG
Molecule: messenger RNA, 1105 nt
Organism: Fusarium verticillioides 7600
Lineage: Eukaryota; Fungi; Ascomycota; Sordariomycetes; Hypocreales; Nectriaceae
Exons: 1
Coding region: 1-450 (149 amino acids)
Source: RefSeq, a predicted model, not a curated record